AUGGCUACGCCCAAAUUUUUUAUCCUAUUAUUUUUUGUGGUAUAUGGUGUCCAUUCUUUGUGUCAAUACGAAAAGGAUGAGACUACCAAAGUGUUAUCCAAAACCCAAAUGUCGUGUAAAAUCAGGACGUUGGAACGUAGUUCCGAAAACUUUUCAAAUUUAGGUGUCACCGUCCAAAAAUUAGAAAUUUUGACCAAAUUCAACAUAUCUUGUAACGAGAUGUUGCUCUUCGAGAGCAACAUCGGGGACGGUUUGUUCCUGAUAUUCCAGGCUUUAAACGAGUUGAAUAUAGAAAAUUGUAAGUUUUUAUUCUUACCUAAAUUUGCAUUUCACGGUUUGAGCCAACUUAAAAAACUAUCAGUGAAAUCUAAUAACCAACUCUGGGGCGCUAAUAAAAACUUGAACAUAUCCCAAGAGUCGUUCCAGGGUUUGAACGAACUCCAAAGCCUAAACCUGGCAGGUAAUAAUAUAAAUUUGUUGCAACAGAAUACUUUGUGUCCUUUAAAAUCUUUGCAGACCUUAAAUUUGACUGAUAAUCGUAUCAAAUCUGCAAACGAGUUAGGGUUUUCUGCAGGUGCAGAACGUUGUUCUGGAGGCGAAGAAUUGGUGACUUUGGAUCUGAGUUACAACAGGUUGGCAAAUAUUGGUGAUUUUUGGCAAAUUUCGAAAUUAAGGCGUUUGCAACAACUGCACUUGCAGCAUAAUAAUAUUACAGACGUGUCCAGUGAAAGUUUGAUAGGUUUGACUAGUCUAAGGAUCCUAAAUUUGUCGUUCAACAAACUUGAAAGUUUACCAAAUUUCUUGUUAUUCAAUUCAAGAGAAAUCAGGGAGAUUCAUUUGCAAAACAAUUUGUUAUUCGAGUUACCCAAAGGUUUGUUUCAUCGUUUGGAACAACUUUUGGUGCUUGAUUUGAGUUCUAAUCAACUGUCCAGCCAUCAUAUUGAUGAAAAUAUUUUUACAGGUUUGAUCAGACUUAUUGUUUUGAAUUUAUCCAACAACGCGUUGACACGUAUAGACUCCAAAACCUUCAAAGAUUUGUUCUUUCUACAAAUUUUGGAUUUAAAAAACAACUCCAUCGGAUACGUUGACGAAAACGCUUUCCUACCUUUGUACAACUUGCAUACCUUAAACUUGGCUGAAAACAGGUUGCACCAAAUCGAUAACAACUUGUUCAACGGUUUAUUUGUUUUAAGCAAACUGACUUUAAAUAACAACUUGAUCAACUCCAUAGACAUCAACGCUUUUAAAAAUUGCUCGGAUUUAAAACAACUCGAUUUGAGUUCUAACCAAAUCACCAGGAUUCCUAAAGCAAUCCAGGAUUUGCAGAUGCUUAAAAGUUUAGACUUGGGCGAAAACUUGAUUGAAAAUGUUGAGAACGACAGUUUCAAAAAUUUAAACCAACUUACAGGUUUGAGGUUAAUAGACAAUCGUAUAGGCAACUUGUCCAAACCAAUGUUCCAAAAUUUACCAAACUUGCAGGUUUUGAAUUUGGCUAAAAACAAAAUCCAGCAAAUUGAUAGGGAUACUUUUGAUGGUAACCAGAAUUUAGAAGCUAUACGCCUGGAUAAAAAUUUUCUGAUGGACGUUGAUGGUAUUUUUUCAAGUCUGUUGAACCUACUGUGGUUGAAUUUGUCGGAGAACAAUUUGAUUUGGUUUGAUUACGCUUUUGUACCAUUUAACCUAAAGUGGUUGGAUAUCCACAACAACUAUAUAGAAGUUUUGGGUAACUACUACAAAAUCCAGGACAAGUUGAAACUAAAAACUUUAGAUGCUAGUCAUAACAGAUUGACGGAAAUUUCUAACCUGAACAUACCUGAUAGCGUAGAAUUAUUGUUUAUAAAUAAUAAUUUUAUUAGGAAAAUCCACGCUAACUGUUUUUACUAUAAAAAGUACCUAACCAGGAUUGAUUUGUACGCGAAUGAAAUCAAACAAAUGGAUUUGAAUAGUUUGAAGUUGCCUAAGGUUUUGGAAAACUCUGGUGGCAAAACCAACACAGAAAUUUACCUAAGUGGUAACCCUUUCCGUUGUGAUUGCAGCAUGGACUUUUUGCUGAAUAUAAAUAAUAUUUCCAACAACGAUUUGAUAACGCACAGGUAUCCCAAAAUCAUGGACUCGGAGAACAUUGUGUGCAACGUUGAAAACAAUGUAAGAACCAGCAAAACUUUACAACUAAAAACAAUGAAAUCCUCAAACUUCUUGUGCGAGUACAAGUCCCACUGUUUCGUCUUGUGCCAUUGUUGUGACUUUUUUGCUUGCGAAUGUGAAAUGAUAUGCCCAUCAAACUGCAAAUGUCUAAACAAUCUCAACUGGUCCACCAAUAUUGUAGAUUGUGGAAGUUCUGCCAAUAAUGGCACCAGUAGUACAGAGAUACCAAAAAAUAUACCCUUUUACGCAACUGAAAUUUAUUUGGAUGGUAAUAAUUUCCAGAAACUUGACAACCAUGUUUUUAUUGGACGCAAAAACUUGCAAAAGUUGUAUUUGAACUCGAGCAACGUCGAGGUGAUUAGUAAUGAAACUUUUGCUGGUUUACUCAACUUGCAAACUUUGGACUUGUCUAAUAAUAAACUACAAGUGUUUGAGGGUUUUGAAUUUGUUAACUUGGACGCGUUAAAAGAACUAUAUUUACAAAAUAAUCAGUUAACCCAUAUUGAUAACACAACUUUCAAGGGCUUGACCAGUCUGGAGGUUUUAAGACUGGAUGGCAACAAAUUAGUCAACUUCGUUGACUUGAACAUGAAAACCAUGCAAAAAAUUUGGCUAGGUUCAAACCAGUAUGCAUGCUGUUGCAAAAACUUGCAAAAAAUCGCUAGUUUUGUCCAAAACAACCUGCUAAAAAUCCAAGACUUAUCCAAUUUACACUGCGUUUCAGGUGGCGUCAUCCAACGUUUAAACAUCGAAUCCGACAAAAACGUUUGCUCAGAAUUCUACGUCAAAAACAAUGAAAUUUCACAAGACUACAUCUACUUACUAGCCACUGUACUCAUUCUAUUCCUUCUAGUAAUCUUCAGCAUCCUACUAUGCUUUGUUUUUAGAAAAAGUUUGAAAAUCUGUCUGCACUCCAAAUUUGGUGUCACCUUAUUCGACCAACCAGAAUUCGAUAACUUGUUGUACGAUGUAAUGAUUUUGUACAGUGAAAAGGAUUUGGAGUAUUUGCAGAAGUAUGUUUUGGUGAAUUUGAAGGAUAAGUUUAAGAUUUGUUUGUUGCAUCGUGAUGGACAAGGUACAAGUGUCCAAGAGAAUUCUGAGAACUCCAAACGCCUAGUUUUGAUUUUAACGCGCAACUUUUUGCAAACUGAGUGGAUUAAACCGAAUUUGCGCCAGGUUUUUAGAAAUUUAGCAAUCCAGAAACGUCUGGUAGUAUUAAAGGACCAGAAACUACACAGGCAUGACCUGGAUGAAGACUUCAAACCCUUUUUGAAGACUGCUAAAGAUGUGAUAUCCACUGAUGAUAAAAACUUUACAAAACGCUUGCUGUACAAUUUACCGAAAGUUGGUAAGAAUUUGCAGCAGCUGCAAAAUCUGACAGCAACUACUUAUACUUUAGAGAAUAACACGACAACAGGUGCCAUUAGGCAACAGAAUUGUGUCAACGUAAACGCCAAGGCUGAUAUGUACGAUUUUGAAAACUACGAAGAAAACAAUUACUCGUCUGCGACGACUUGUACACCUUCUCCAAAAUUUGCCAAAAAGAACAUGAGGAAGUUCCAGGAAAAGGAAAAACCUUACACGCAACGUCCAAAUUCCUCAAAUGCCACUGAACACAUCUACUCCAGCAUAGACUCGGAUUAUUCCACCUUAGAACGAAGAAAUCUACGCCAAAAUAACUUCGAUCCAAAUUUCGGUCAGCAUCCUCCUAAUUUUGGUCAACUGCCUCCGAAUUUUGGACAAGUUCCUCCGCCUAAUUUUAGGCAAAUCGACCCUAGUUGGGUGGGUCAAUUCACGCCCAAUAGGGCGAAUAGUCCUAAUAAUUUCUUGGAUAGGCAGUCGCCCAAUUUUAUGAAUCAGAAUUUUAAUCAUAGUUUAAGACAGGCCAGUCAGAGGGGCAGGGGCGGUGAUAAUUCUAGGCAUGUCCAGGCUUAUCUGGUCUGA
Messenger RNA from Ctenocephalides felis (cat flea), 4089 nucleotides. RefSeq names its product toll-like receptor 7. NCBI's taxonomy places the organism in Eukaryota, Metazoa, Arthropoda, Insecta, Siphonaptera, Pulicidae. Gene Ontology annotation, biological process: signal transduction. The record is from RefSeq and is a predicted model, not a curated record. Bases 1 to 4089 code for a protein of 1362 amino acids. The transcript has a single exon. Gene Ontology annotation, molecular function: protein binding.